GGCCGCGGUGCUCCGGAGCCGGCUGGGCGCACGCAGCUACUGCUUUAAGACAGAGACUUCAUGGAUAAAUAUGAAAUCCUUACAAAAAUUGGAGAAGGAUCUUUCGGCAAAAUAUUCUUGGCGAAAGCAAAAGUGGAUGAUGAGCAAUGUGUUAUCAAGGAGAUUGAUUUAGCUGAGAUGCCUGUGAAAGAAAAAGAAGCCUCUCAGAAAGAAGUCAUUCUCCUGGCCAAGAUGAAGCAUGCAAAUAUAGUAACCUUCUAUGCUUCUUUGCAAGAAGAAAACAAGCUGUAUAUUGUGAUGGAAUACUGUGAUGGUGGAGAUUUGAUGAAGAGGAUAAAUAUGCAGCACGGAGUACUGUUUGAGGAGGACCAGAUUUUGAGUUGGUUUGUACAGAUCUCCUUGGGCUUGAAGCACAUUCAUGACAGGAAGAUUUUACACAGAGACAUAAAAUCACAGAACAUUUUUCUUAGUAGUAACGGGAAGGUAGCAAAGCUUGGAGACUUUGGCAUAGCAAGACAGUUGAAUGACACGACAGAGUUUGCCUGUACAUGCGUAGGGACCCCCUAUUAUCUGUCACCAGAGAUCUGUGAAAAUCGACCAUACAACAAUAAAACAGAUAUUUGGUCUCUUGGCUGUGUGCUCUAUGAGCUAUGUGCACUGAAGCAUCCUUUUGAAGGCAAUAGUUUGCAUCAGCUGGUGCUGAAGAUCUGCAGAGGAUAUUUUCACCCAGUGUCUCCCAGAUAUUCGUAUGAUCUGAGGAUGUUAAUUUCCCAGUUGUUUAAAAUAUCUCCGAGAGAUCGACCAUCUAUCACUUCUAUUUUAAGGAAGCCCUUCUUGCAGAAGCUUGUUCUAAGACAUUUGCCCCCAGAGGAAGAACUCAGUCACACUGUGAUACAGAGAAGGAAGCCUUCAGGAUCACUGCCUGAAGUCAAGAUGAUGCCAGUUUGUAAGCUUCAAAGAAGGAGAGUUCAGGACCAAAUUCUUCCAGGAUCUGAAAUGGUAGCACCUAUGACAACGCAGGAAUUAUAUCAAAGAAAUGAAUGGAAGCCUUCUUCAAGAGGGCAACAGCUUCAGCCACAGAGCUCCAGAUUUAAGAUGGCAGAAAGGCCAGAAAACAUUAGAGUACAUGGCCAUUAUGGUCAUUACUAUGAUAAACUCAACAAUUUGCAAAGGAAAAUUAAUGCAUGUUAUGACCUUUCUCACAUCAGCCAAAGAGCAGAGGAAUAUUAUAAACUAAAAGGAGAAAUUGCACCUCCACCCCCCCCACCUGAAUGGCCUGCAGAAUACCUUCAAAGGCGCUUUGAAGCCCAGCAGUACAAGAUUAAAGUGGAAAAACAGCUGGGGCUGCGGCCAUCCUCUGCUGACCCAUAUCAUGACCAAAUGCAGAUGCAAAACAUAAAUGAGGAGCAUCUCAAAAUGCAUCAGCAGGACACGUCUAGAAAGAGUGAGAUGAAAGAACAGGAGUACCUGAAGCAGUUGCAGAAAAUUCGUGAAGAAUACCACAGCAAUAUGAAAGAACUCAGAUUAAGGGCAAGGGUACACCAGGAGAAUCAAAAAAUACAAGAUAAAACCUUUCUGGUGAGUCAAGGGAAAACUGAAGACCACUCUGAAACCAAAGAUACAGCUGGAAUAAGAGGAGAAUCACUUGAGGGCAUGGAAGAAAACUUUAAACAGGUCAGACUCCAGGACAGGCAAGACCAAGAAAAUCUAGAGAAGAAAUGCAGCAGAAAGGGGGGAGUAAAAUUUGAAAUUAAUUUAGAUGUGUGUGUUCCUGAGGAAGACAGCAUUCAAGAAGCAGAGGUACAGGAUAAACUCAAUGAGAUAUUAACUUCUGUGGAUAGUGAGAAUCUUGAAGACAAAUUGUUGAAUGUUUAUGAAAAUCCUAUGGACAGGGCCUUGGGAGAAUUAUCUGGACACCAAACAGCGUCCAGUGAUGCAGGUGAUACUGAAACAAAAAGAAAGCAUUGGCAAGCUGGAACACCCCAGACACUACUGAAAUGUUUAGCCAAUAUUGAUACUUCAUCUGUAUCUGUAUGUCCUACUAUGGCUGAAAAUGAACUUGCUGACCAUGUUAUUCUGCCUGAAGACAUCACAGCAAACAGGAAGCAGUGGAAACAAACAGCCCCAGGGACGCUCCUGAACAUCUUAGCAAAAGCAGAGCUCUGUAAUGAUUCCUUCAUCCAGCUUAAAGAGGAAAUAGAAGAAAGCAAGGAAGACGAUUCAGAAACGUGUGCCUGUGUUGCUGUUGAUGAAGGCAGACUUGAGCCAAGAUCAGAUGAUGAAGACACAAAUUUUGCAGACUCUGGAGAUGAGCUGAGACAUGAGCUGGAAGCAGCUUUGGAAAAAGCAGUAACGUCUUCAGCAGAGAGAUGCACAGAGUCUUCUGUGCUUUCAAUACAUAAAGAUCAAGCUCAUGAAGAAAGCACAAGCUUACCUAGCAAGCUACUUGAGAAAUGUAAUGAUGAGUUAGAAAGUAACUGCGGGUCACUUACUUUAGAUGCAAAUAAUGGAAAAAGCAAGCAACAGCUACGUGAUGCCCAAGAAUGAUUACUGAUUCAAAACACAAUUUUCCUGGAAAUGUGAACUACAUCAGUAAAAUAAUAAUAAAAAAGAACAGGUAGCUGUCAAUAAAUUCCAGGUAAAUCAAUUGCUUUCCAAUAGCAUUAAACAAUUAAGAUAUUUCUUGACAUUUUUUAAAGGAAAAAAAAAUAACAGGCUACUUUUGGGAUUACUACAUGUUGAAAAACUCCAAUCCAGAAUUGUGUAUGUGAUGCACUUUCCUUGAUUAAUGUAAACUACCUGGGACAUCUCUGACACUUGCCUGGGCAACUUCUGACUGCAUAGUCUGCAGCCAUUUUUAUAUCAUGUCAGAAGGUCUCCCAGUCAGCGUAUUUUAUUUUCAUAGAUCGAUCAACCUCCCAUUUUAAGAAGCUUUUCCAGCUUUUCACAACCCCUCAGUACCAUCAGUGCACCUUAGUAUUUCAUGUAGUUUCAUUUAUACUGCACUGACUGCACCUCCAACUCAACUUAUACAGCAGCAGUAAGAGGUCUUACUGUGCCACGUGUGCAUUCCCCAGUUCCUAAUAAAACUUAGGACAGGGUUCCAGUGAAUUAAUUAAUUUCCAGUGAUUAAACAUGCGUUUUUCCAACCAUAUUUUUUUCACAUACAAAAUGUCAUCAACACAGGUGAAGUUUAAAUAGAGGAAAAAAUCGUGUUCUAAAGUCUGAUUUCAGUAGCUUGUUGCACUUUUCUUGUAGUUCUCAGCACAACCUAAAAUACUGUUGUGAUGGCUCAAAAAAACCCACAGUGUUUCUCCAGUUUGGAUAUGAAAACGGAUGCUUCGUAUUUUAACUUUUUGCUCACUUAGUUCUCAGUGUCAUAAGCACUCUUAGAGUUGUGAGGUUUGUAUUUGUGUGCUAUCUAAUUAUGGUCUCUAAUUUAGGCCCUCCUAUUUCCUAGGAACAGAAAAUCUUUCAGUAGGAUAGAACACGAGAAAUACUAUGCCAUACUGUAAAGGACACAAGGAAAGAGCUAAUGUGAGGACUGACAAUUAUGACACUAAAAAAGCAAGCUAGCAAAUUGUAUUAGAGGAACUGCUAUAGGUAAUGAAAUCACCAAGACUAUAUGAGAAACAGCUGCUUACAUUUUUCUUCAUUAAACGUAACUACAUUUUUCUUCUCACGUUGUUGGAGUACUUAACUUUACCAAUGGAAGAAACACAUAUACAUAUAUAUGCACCUAUCUGUAAAAACAUGAAACAGUGUUCUAGGAAGGAUUCUGCACAUUAAGAAUAUAGAAUUUUCAUCAGAAAUACAAGAGAGUAUUUAUUUCCCAGUAAACUCUCUCUAUUACAUAAAACAUAUACCAACAGAAAAAAGAAAGAUCUCUUUAUUGAAUAGGAGCAAGGGACCAUAAAUUACACGUAUUUACAGGUGACACGGGGUCCAACACAACAAGUUUUAUUCCUAUGCAUUUUUGUUCGCAUUCAUUUAAAUAAGGGCUCCACAGAUAAGAGGAAUGUCUCUUCAAAACGCUGGUCAGAAAACCUGCACACAGACUGGCGAGCACUUUCUCUGAUCUCUAACCUUUCUUCAGGAGACAUGGAAAAGAUGUGAGCCAUUGUCUCGGCGUAACUGUCCUCGUUCUCUGCUAGGAAGCCUGUAAUACGUCCUUCAUAGGGAACCACAAUAUCCAGUUUGGGGCCACCAGAAUUGUGAGCCAGGAUAACUGUGCCAGCUGCCAUGCAUUCAACCACUCCUGUAAAAGACAGAAAACAUGACAUGAAUGUGUACAUUGCAUGCUUUGGUUUUCAAUAGUUCACUGGAAAUUUAAAUCCGUAAUAAAAUUCACCUGGAAUUAUAAAUUAA
Molecule: messenger RNA, 4368 nt
Organism: Lagopus leucura (white-tailed ptarmigan)
Lineage: Eukaryota; Metazoa; Chordata; Aves; Galliformes; Phasianidae
Product: serine/threonine-protein kinase Nek5-like
Exons: 23
Coding region: 61-2547 (828 amino acids)
Biological process (GO): protein phosphorylation
Molecular function (GO): ATP binding; protein kinase activity
Source: RefSeq, a predicted model, not a curated record